This is a messenger RNA of Mizuhopecten yessoensis (Yesso scallop), 6729 nucleotides long. RefSeq names its product F-box/LRR-repeat protein 2-like. The coding region runs from base 324 to 1886 and encodes 520 amino acids. NCBI's taxonomy places the organism in Eukaryota, Metazoa, Mollusca, Bivalvia, Pectinida, Pectinidae. Gene Ontology annotation, biological process: SCF-dependent proteasomal ubiquitin-dependent protein catabolic process. The transcript has 7 exons. Gene Ontology annotation, molecular function: protein binding. Gene Ontology annotation, cellular component: SCF ubiquitin ligase complex. The record is from RefSeq and is a predicted model, not a curated record.
AGUACAUUAUUGAUGUUACGAAGAUCCAGCUUUUAUAUGAUUCAGACAUUUGCAUUUGCAAGUGGGUCAAAGAAAUAAAAAAUAAAAUUGUCAAAUUCCGGAUAAAUGAGUCCGAACAUUUCUUUAUUUUAGUGUAUGAUUAUAUCUUCCGUGGACUGGUAAACAAAUGUGGUUGUAUGAAUUGACGUUUAUGUCAAAACUAGGGUUAUCGAAAGUGCGGUCACUAUCAUGAAGAGAGGACUGAUAAAUAGUUUUAGUUAUCAGUUGAUUAUGUGACCGACAUAUCCAGUAGAUUGACAAGUGAAAAUGAUUUAAAAGCUAGAAUGCAGGCAGAUAAUGAAUCAGACAAUGGGAAUGUACCCACUCAGGAAGAAUCUUGCCGAAGGGAUGCUAAAGAAGAAGACAUCCAUGUCAGAUUACUUACAGAUGGUGUUUAUAGCUCAGCCAUGACAGAUUCAUCUGCAGAUAGUGUGUCUUCUACAGAUUUUAGUCUGAGGGACUUGAAUAGUCAUCAUGAAAAAAAGAAAGCAGGUGCUCCAAUAAUAAAAGAAACUGAAGAGGAGGUGGAUUAUACACACUUAGUGUCUGUUGUCGAAAAUGACAUCAAAGAUAUAAGUAGUAGAAUCAGCUCAGCUGUGAUAGACUUCCAUUUCUCAUGUCAAGAAGAGACAAUCAUGAAUGAAACAUACUGCACACAUUUUGAUUUUAUCCCAAAUGAGAUUAUAUUAAAAAUAUUUUCUUAUUUUGAGACUCUGGAUUUAUGUAGACGAAUUUCUCCUGUUUGUAAGCGAUGGCGCAAGCUGGCAUACCAUGCUAGUUUGUGGACUGUUCUUGACCUUAAUUGGAACCCACAUUUGUCAUCAGUGAAUCUGUGCUCGAUAAUCAAACGCCUUGGAUGUAUUCGAAAACUUCUCCUCCAGAACCGACAGUUUCUUAAUGUCUCAGAAGUGUCUGUGUUUACACAGUUCUGUCCCUUGGUGACAGUUGUUGACUUAGGGUUCUGCAGUACCUGUUCUGCUGAUGAACUUAAGUAUUUCAUUCUCAACUGCCAACAUUUAGAAAGAAUCAAUGUUGAAGGCUGUCACCUGGUAGCUGAUGAAUGCUGUGAGGUACUAGCUAAGGCAAAAAAACUGAAACAUUUGAAUUUUUCUCACUGUAUCAUAACAGAUGCUGGUGUGAGUCACUUGGCCAAGAAUCUUUCACAGAUUGUCUCCCUCAAUAUCGAUGGCAUUGAAAGGAUAAGUGAUAAGAGUAUUCUGACUCUGGUCGAGCAUCAUUGUGAACACCUGAAGUGGCUGGACAUUGAUGGGGCUGAGCUGACUGACCAGUCCAUUGAAGCAGUGUCCAGUUGUCCCGGGGUAGAGAGACUGACAGUGUCCUUCUGUGAACUCUUGACUGAUGUCUCACUGAAGGCCAUAAAGAAAAUGACAAAGUUGACAUGUCUGUCUCUGAGGAAAGGGACAGAACUGACCAAUGAAGGGAUGGUUGACCUCUUCUCCACGGAUGGUCUGACCAGUUUGACCAGGUUGGACCUGUCUGAUUGUGGUAACUUGAGGGACUCAGCUGUACUACAAAUCAUCAAGUGCUGUGGUAAGAAGUUACAGCAGCUGCAGUUGUGCUGGUGUUGCAGUCUACAGGAAGAAUCUAUCACGGCAAUCGUAGACACCUGCAGCUCAUUGGAAACUCUGAAGUUGGUCGGACUACACAAGAUUUUUGGGAAAUGUUUUGAUAGAAUUCCAAAAUGCAUGCCGAAGCUGACCUUACUUGACCUUCAACAGUGUAACAAGAUUAAUGAUAAUCUCAUUCGAGAGAUGUUAUGUAAGAAAUCGGACCUAAAAGCGUUUGACUACUAUGGGGAAGAUUUCCGAAUCCAGCCACUGACCUAGUUUGUACUGGAAGAGGGUCAACCUGUUAUUGGAUCAACAAAACCAAUCUAAAUGCCAACAUAAGUCAGGGUCCCUCUUCUACCAAGUAUCAACAGGGACAACUUGAUGCCCAUAAAACCCCGUUCAAGUUUGGCAGUGUUCUUCCCAACUCCCCAAUGAUGAAUGUAAGACGUUUGAAUCUGAUCAUCAAAAUCCAUUAAAUGCAAACUUUAUCUAUUUUACAACAAUUGUGUUACUAGUUUUUCCUUCUUUGAUGGAAUUGCACAAAUAGUCAUAACAAAGAAGAAAGCUGGAGUACCAGAAGAAAACCGAAGUGGUUGGGCAGAUGACCCAAUACUUGUUCACACCCAUUCCAGGAAUCCAACCCUGCCGUCUUGGUGAAAGACAAGUUUGCUAUCCACUGUGCCACACUCAAACACUGCCCACUACAUUUAGAGGGCCACGGUGGCCAAGUGGUUAAGACGUCUGACAAUUUUGCUAGCACUAGCCCUCUACCACUGGAUCAUGGGUCGAGACCUAAGGUACUGGCCGUUGGUCGGUGGUUUUUCUCUGGGAACUCCACCACCAAAACCUGGCAAGUCCACAAAUGACCAUAGCUGUUAAUAGGACGUAAACCACAAACAAACAAACACUACAUUUAGAUUAAAGUUACAGACUGGUUUCCCAUAGACUAUAGCUACCUCAAAGCAUAGAUUUUAUCAAUAUGCAGUCACAUGUGUAUAGUCAAGUUAAAAUUUAUUCAAGAGAAUCAGAAAUAUGAAUAUAUGGGGGCUGCUGAUAAUCGUCAGUGCACUCACUGUUAUUCAACUCUGCGCCAAACCGUUUUUCUCUUCCUCUUCUUUCCAUACAGGAGAUGUCUCUUACAAAAUUGUGCUUCUCUUGAGUGACUUACUGUUUGCAGAUUCAUACCAACAGUUUAAAGAUUAAAACAUUUUUUUUGUUUCGAGUGGUCAAUAAAAAUAUUUGGGAUUCAUAUGACUGCUGGUGGCCAGGAGGUCUAGUGAUAGUGUUUUGAUUCUGAAUGUCGGCAUUUCUUCCAUUUGUUUGACAUUUGGUUGUCUGUUCCAUGUAAUCCUUGGUUUCUUGGGAGAAAUAAAUAGAUCUAGGUACAACUUUGACAAUCUUUCUCAUUCUAUGCAGUUCUAAUAGGUUUCAUCCAUGGUAUUACAUAGAUGUCAAACUUUCUUGUUCUCACGACUUGUGAUCUCUCACAACAAAUCUCAUGGCAUGCCCUGGGACCCUUUGAGGUGGUCGAAUUGGAAUUGAGUAUGAGGGUCUCGCCUGGGGCGGCAUGUUCCAGUGUGGGUCAGAAUAGUGGUGAAAGUAACUGACUUGACAUCUUGAGGACAAAAACAUAGGUUCCUUCAGAGGUAGCCAAUGAACAUUGAUGAUUUUGCCAAUAUGUUAAUGACAAAUUCAGGCCAUGAUAGGUCUGAUGUGAUAGUAACCUCUAAGUAGUUGCUGUUAUGCACUGUCGCUCCCUUGAAAUAUGUCCUGACAAAAUUGAAAGCAUUCAAUAAUUAAAGCUAUUUGAUUGGUUUGAUAACAAAGGAAUUUCAGUUUCCAUCCGUCAGAGAGAUCAUUCUUCUGGAUUUUAUCAAUAUUAUUGUUGAUUAAGAUACUAUCUAAAAUGUUGUCUUCUAGUGGGAGUUCAUACUGUUUUCUUCAGAAUUUAGGUAGCGCCGGUUUAUUACCCUUUGGCACUGCAUGGUUGCCCUUUUUGCUGGUUUAGACAGAAUUUGCCCUUUGUGGUCGUCUGCAGAUAAUGAUAUUUUGAUUAUGAAGUCGCUAGCCUUUUCUGUUGUCCGGAGUGACAGGAGCUUGACACGGACCCACGUCACUAUAAAAGUAUUGCCGGUUGAUUAUUUAACCCCUCUCGAUUAUGACCCAACCCAUGACUACAUAUCUUUCAUAGUCGUGGGAGGGUUCAUAAUCGAGGGGGAUUAAAUAAUAAACUGGCAAUCAUUUUAUAGUGACGUGGGUCCAUGUCUAGUUCCUGUGUCUGGAGGUUUAUGUAAUGAAGGCAAGGAAGUGUUUGAUGGUUUGAGGUUUUUACCUUCACACUAAUUAUUUCCAACGAUAAUCUUUUUCACAUUUAUGUAGGCUACUGAGGAUUUCCCACUUUAAUGUCACUAGGACACUCACAUGACAAUUAAUUUUGCGGUUUUGUUGUUGUUGAUAAUGGAAGAUCUCUGAGUGAUUUCAAAGCAAACACUGUCCUGGAGCCAAGUCACUGUGCCUAUUAUAUUAUCAGGGUCACUAUCCUCUAUCAAUACGUGGAAAUCAGGAGCUUUAUUUUACAGUACAUUUCACUUAAUAUCACUUCGCUUAAUGUCAUUUUCGGUUAUUAUCAUGAAUUCUUGACGCGACGUUUCUUCCUGCCAUGUAAUCUAUGUAAUUCAAGUAUUUUAUUAUCACUUGUUUUUAUGUCAAUUUUGCUUAAUAUCAAUUUAUUUUUGCCACUGUCAAAUGAUGGUCAAAAUCAAUGCUUUAUGUCUCUGGGAUAUUUUGUCACACCUGGACGCGCUGUAUACUGUACAACAGCUCUCGAAAAUAAUCAGAUUUUAUUUGGCAGGUCUUUGGUUAGCCCGAAUUUCCUCUGCCCUGACACCAGACUUGGACAUUUUGACUGAUAGAUGUCUGAUGUGUUUUAGGCUGGUGUCAGGGCCAGAUGAAACUCGGGCUAGUCCUUGGUCUUCACACAUUUUGAAUCAAUUAGGUCAUGGCCAAUUGGAAUGAGAAGUCACUAUGUUUGUAUUAGGAAGAUACUGAUGUUAGCUUCUUCGCCUAUAGAACUCUAUGUAUUGAAACUGUUGUCCUCUUAGUUGACAGAUAUUUAAAAAUGUCAUUUGUGAAAGGUACAGCAAAAAAUGCAAAAAAGGGAUUUGUAGUAGAACUAGAUUGACAGAUGACCGUGCUGCUCAUUUAUUCAUAUUGGCCAAUAGUAUUUUCCGGAUGACAGUGAGUGCUCUUUGGCAUCUCUUCAAGGAUUUCUUACGUGUUGACCAGAUUUAUCUUGAUUUGACCGCACAAUAGCGACAGUAGAUAUUGUGCAUUGAGAUGUCGUAGGUCUUUUACAUGUUGGGAACUAAGUUUAACGUUGGGGGUCUCUGCGUCAUGAGUCAAACGACGAUUGGUGCAAUGUCAUGGCGUUCUAUAUAGUACGUAAAAAGGGGCAAAUUGUAGACAUUUGUAAUUUAUUAAUGAAGUUUAAAAUUAUUUCAUACGUCUUUAAGUCCAAUAAAAUAUAAUACAUAUUGUCUUUGAUCAUUUCUUUAUAUGUGACAAUGAAGAUCGAUUACAUUAUUUUUGCAAGUUUUAAUUGUGACCGAAAUUCUGAUUGCAAAACAGAAAUUUUAAAAGAGCUAUUGCAGGUUGCUAUGCCUAUUUCCCCAAACCUGAGACCGCUAGUGCGCGCGUGCCAUCGUGUACUGUCAUGACGCGUAUUCGGGUAUUUUUAUACAGGUAGCUCUAUCGGAAUCCUUUGUCUAAGAAUAGAUUAUUGUAAACAGCCGAAUUCAAGGCCACAUGCGUUUCACGAUAAAGACUUAAUAAAAUGCUUAAUUCGCGUUAUUUCUAUAAAUUCUGGGCAUACUCGUUAUUCAAACACAAAAUUGUUAAAACUAAGGGAAAAUGUGAACAAGGUUAACAUUACAGAGAUACCCUUGAUCGAAAGAGAACAAGGAAAAUAAGACCAGGUGUUCCGAAAGAGUAAGCGUCUUCUGCUUCAUCGAGGUCUAGGUCAAAUUAAAGUAAUGUCACAUCUCGUAGCAAUAAUCGAGAUAGUCACAAUAAAACCACAAGACAACAUAAUGAGCAUCAAAAAACGACCUGCAUAUUGAAUAAUGAAAUCGCAUAAAAUCUGUCCAUGAUCUGUAUCAGCCUGCAUCGUCUAAAAUCUUGUGUUGUAAAUUUGUCCAUCAGCAGUCGAUAUCUAUCGCGUAAAUAAUGAUAGUAGCAUAAGCUCUUGAACACUUAAUCAACUAUGCCAUGCAAAAAGGGAAACAGGGAUGUUACUAUCAACAAAGGGAACAAGUCUAUAGUGUCCUUGAUUUGAAAUUCAUGAGUUUGAAAAUAGCCAUCGUAGAAAUGUCUGACAGUAAAAUUGAUGGACUUGACCAGGUUUUUGUGGCCAGUUCUGAUAAGCUUUUCAAUAAAUUUGGCCUCAUUUGAAAACAAAAAAAGUCGGCCAGAGGAGGGACAGUUUGUUCCCAUAUGAAAGCAUAGAGUCUGCAGGAAAAUUUUGCCAACAACUUAACAAAAUGCUGUGGACCAGGAACUCAGUUAUUUGCAAGAUUUAAUCAUCGGUAUAUUUCAAUUCGAAAAGAACAUUGUCAACAUGACUGCAUUUGUGAAUGUGCUGCCGGGGGUUGUUCAGUCCAUUAAAAGUAUUGCAGACUGCUGUUCAGUUUUUGGUACACGUACUUUUACUAGGAUGAUAGAUAUAUCCUAGUCAGAAACAGUUGUGCCUAAAUACUAAAUUACAUAACACGUUACACUACAAAUACAACAUUGAAGUGUUAUUUAUGAUAGUUUAAUUGUAUUAAAGCCUUUUAAUGUUUGUCCUAUACUGGUACUCUGUAUAUUAUGUAUGGGUCUGUCACUCUGUAUAUUAUGUAUGGGUCUGGCACUCUGUAUAUUAUGUAUGGGUCUGUACAUUAUGUAUGGGUCGGGUGCUCUGUAUAUUAUAUGGGUCAGGCGCUCUGUAUAUUAUGUAUGGGUCUGGCACUCAAUAUAUUAUGCAUGGGUCUGGCACUCUGUAUAUUAUGUAUGUGUCUGGCACUCUGUCUAUUAUGUAUGGGUCUGGCGUUCUGUAUAUUAUGUAUGGGUCUGGCACUCUGUA